AAUAAGAUCUUUAUUCAGAAUAUAUAUUAUUGAUUGACUGUAUUGAUAUGACUGUACCUUAUAUCUUUGCCACAAUGUACUACAAUUAUUGACAUUUAAAAAUAAAAAUAAACAAUAGUGUUGAAAGAUCAAUGUUAUUAAAUAACAUAAUUAUCAUAUUGCAUGGAAAAGUAAAAAAAAGUAAAAGUUGCAUCUGAAAGUUUCUGUUCUCUUGGCUACCAGUUUUUGGCAAUUUAUUAAAUUAUUUAGUAAGCCCAUAACAUUAUUAACUUAUUUUAAGCCCAUAACAUUUAUAGCAAUUAUGAAGUUUAACCUUUAAUUUUAUUAUUAACUAUUUCUCUUCUUUUUGUUGUUGUUGUUGUUAUUGUUGCAAGAUUCAAUGUACUUAUCCUUUUUAGUAGGUAUAACUUUAAUUUUACACAAUGUCUCAGCAUUCAGAAAAAGAGUGUAUUGACGCUAGCACAACAAAUAUUGGUCUUUGCACAUCUCCUUUAAAUAAAUUUGUAUGGAAUAUGGCUAACACAAGAGUAUUAUUAGAUUUAUGGAAAGAUAAUUACAAUGCAUUAACAUCUGCAAGAAGAAACACAAAUAUUUACAAACAAAUGGCAGCUGAAUUUUCAAACACAUUUAAUAUCGUACCUCCGUUAACUGGAUAUCAAAUUCAAUCUAAAAUUAGUAAUUUGAGGAAACAAUUUAGACGAGAAAAACUUCAAGUUGGUUCAUCGGGAGGAGCUCCUAGUAAAUGGUGGCCUUACGAUAUUGUUGCCAAAAUAAUAGGUGGUGAAGCUUUCCUUGACAAUGACCUUUUAUCUCAUAGUCAAAACUUUUCUAUUCAAGAUUUUCAAGAUGGUCAGAUUGCCACAAUGGAAGAUGGCAAGGAGACUGUCAGUAUUUUAAAUACUGAAGCUUUGGAUGAUACAAGCGAUGUGCAAUCAAUUGUCACUAUUCCUGAUGAGGAACCAACUCAAUCUACAUCCGGCUGCAAUAAACGGAGGAGCUCUGAUGAUGAAAAAACUUUGAAUAAAAUAGCAAAAACUGAACCGGUGAGAAAAAAUAAAAAAACAAAUUUUUUUUCUGAAUAUUUAAAAAUAGCAAAUAAAAAUCUAGAUGUUCAAAUCCGUUCACAAGAGCUACGAAUCAGAGAGGUUGUUGCUUUAGAGCGUAUUUGCGAUGCAAUUGAAAAUGCACCUAAAGCCCAAGUAGAUGUGUCUAAAGCCCAAGGAGACAUCGGUAAAGGAAAAAGCUAUUGGAAAAACAUGGAAAGCGUUUUGGCCGUACUUCGAUUAAGAAGAAGAACAUUAAUCAAUGAUGAAUCAAUCACCCACCCAUUUUCAUAUUUAAAUUUAGCUUCCUUUAAGUUAAAUCAACAAGGGUAUCUGAUUGAAAGAAAAGUUUGGGUUAGGCCAAAAAGUUCUCAAUGGUUUAAUGAGAUUUUUACUCAAAUGGAGGAAUGUGAAUUUAAAGAGCAUUUUCGAGUAAAUCGUAACACAUUUAAUUUCCUAGUUAAUGAAUUGCAUCCACAUUUAGGCAAAACUACCACAACUAUGCGAGAACCUAUUUCAGUAGUAAAACGUGUUGCAGUUGCAUUACAUUAUCUAGCUUUAUGUGAAGAGUAUCGUGUUGUGUCUAGCCUUUUUGGCAUAGGAAAGUCAACAGCAAAUUUAAUUGUUCAUGAAGUUAUUAAUGCUGUUAAUGACAUUUUGCUCCCUAAAUAUGUUAAAUUUCCAUUGUCAGUGGAAAAUUUAAAUAAACAUAGUAGAGAUUUCGAAGCUAUUCUUGGUUUUCCACAAUGCGUUGGAGCUGUUGAUGGAUGCCACAUCCCUAUUUCAGCCCCUAAAGAUCAAGCAACUUCUUAUUAUAAUUAUAAUGGGUGGUAUUCCAUUGUACUUUUUGCCGUUGUAGACAGUCGAUACCGUUUCAUUUAUACAAGUGUUGGAUUGCCUGGUAGAAAUAAUGACAGCUAUAUUUUGCAGAAUUCUUCUUUGAAAGGAAUUUUAGAAUCAAAUCUAUUUGAUAAAUGUUGUAAAGAGCUGGGCGAUUCUCUUGUUCCACUAUGUUUGAUAGGUGAUUCAGCAUUUCCUUUAACGCGUCAUUUGUUAAAACCUUAUCCUGAAAAUUUGGAGCUUAGUGAAAUUCAAAAAAAUUUCAACAAAAUACUUUGCGGAGCUAGAAGAGUAGUUGAGAAUGCCUUUGGGCGCGUUAAAGCUCGAUUCCGUGUAAUUUGCAAACGUAUGGAAUGCGAUAUUAACUUUGCUACAAGAAUUGUUAAUGCUUGCGUCACUCUUCACAACAUUUGUGAAUAUUAUGAUGAUAUUAUUAUAAUAGAAUGGCUUCUGCAUCAUCAUGAUGACAGUCUAGCUCAACCCAAUACAGUUUCUACAACUGGGAAUAAUGGACCAGGAAAAAAUGUUCGUGACUCAAUUGCUAAAUACCUUUAUGAAAGGGACAAGUAAAGUAGUAAUAAUAUCAUUUUAUUUAUAAAGUAGUAAUAAUAUCAUUUAUUAUUUAAAGUUUUAGCUGUAA
Hydra vulgaris (swiftwater hydra) is the source of this 2523-nucleotide messenger RNA. RefSeq lists its product as uncharacterized. The record is from RefSeq and is a predicted model, not a curated record. NCBI's taxonomy places the organism in Eukaryota, Metazoa, Cnidaria, Hydrozoa, Anthoathecata, Hydridae.